ACACUGUCGAUUUGAGUUUGGAAUAUCUUCUCAUUAAUUUCAGAGGGUAAACUGAUUAUUUGUUACGAUUUACAUGAAUUUAUCAUGUAAACUACUUGGAUCAAAAUCCAAAUUCAGACUAACCAAAUGAUGAUAAUUUAGUUCUCAGGAGAAAUCCAGCCUAAAACUGAUGUGAAUACACACCAAAAUCCAAGAAAUUGCCUUUUUUGGAGUUGUUAUGGAGUUGUUUACAAUGCAAAUGGUUCAGUUUCUUUUUGGCUAGGAUAUUAACAGUUCGAAGCAGAGAAUACUAGUCCAGAAGAUAUUUUGAACCCACAAUCCCAAAGAACUUGCAGAAAAUGACAAGAGAGGAUCGGAAAAACGAUGCUCAGGAUCUUGUUGAUCAAAACCAUCUCCUUGACCUUGUCUUUCACCUUCACAAGAAACUAAUUGUAUAAUUUAUAGAUUAGUUUCACAUCCAGUUUCAGGUUUUGGAAGGCCGACCACUCAGGAUGUUGUGAACCAAUUGCAUGCUAAAUCUGGCAUAUGGUCAUUUUUUUGAAGACUCUAACUUGCAUAGAGGUGUCAAUUUCGAUAGUGUGAAAAAAACUGUGAUUCGGAUUAUCCAGUAGUCAGUUGGGAAAGAGCAAUUUAGAGCUUAUUACCAUAGAUGAGAUGUAGAAUGAGAAACCACAUUGUGCGUCCUUUCCAAACCACAACUUAUACACGCAGUAAAUCCAGCAGUCUAAAUGAGUGUCACAGUGUUCUAGGAAGCAUGUAUAGUGAGGAAACCAUGUGGAUGCACGAUGCUGACCUGGAUUAUGAUAAAUUCGAGGAGAAAGUUAGCACUUAAGAAAAAUGGUAAGAAAAUAAACUUGAAGAGAAGGUUUAUAGCUUUAUAUCUUUGAAAAAAAUGAAUAAGUGCAUUUUCAAUAAAAUGAAGUUAUACUUAUUAACGUGAUUUUUUUUCAUAUUAUGGUUUUCUUGAAGAUCAUUGGAUUUUGGAGACGUAGAUUACUAUAAAAUAGACGUAGAUUAAUAUGAAGAAUUAACAAGCUACUUAAAACUGAUUUAUAAAGGAAAAGCGAGAAUUUCUUGGAAUUAUUGUUAGUUCAUCAUGAGUUAGAUGAUGUAUCAAGCGACGAAGAAAUAGAAUCUUUCAUUAUUAAUUGUCAGGGUGUUUACAAGAAUUGUGUAAAACUAAUUUUUUUGUAAAUAUUUUUAAAUAAUAAAACAAAAAGUAUUUAUUUAUAUCCAUUAUUUCUAUUUAUAUUACAUGUCAUUUUAUUGUAUUUGCAUCUUGCAUUUACAUAAAAAUUUAACAUGUCCAACUUCCUUUUUUAGUCUUAUUGAUUGAUAUCAAGCAACCCCUUUCUGUGUAAGUUUCUGUCUUUUCUUCCUUGUACAUUUUUAUUUUUCUAUUCAAGUGUGUUGGCAGAUUCCAAAAGUUUCACUUUAUAUAUUGAAUAGUUUCGUGGUAUAGAAAUAUGUGGUUCUUUCCUCAGCUUAUUUGUUUUCUAGUAAGCAAUUUCCUACUAUAUAUGGCUAUUGGGUCGAAGUAAAAGACGGAUCAUGACAUUUCAUAAAAUAAUAUCGGGAAAGACUUUGGCUUUGUAUGCCUAAGCCUAACCAAGUGUUAUACGAUUCAAAGUAUUCAAAGUAAACGAUAAAGGAUCCUCACGACUUAAAGUCUUGUCAUUAAGUGGAACUUUGACUUUGUAUAUGUAGGAGCCGGAAAAUUAAAUUGAAAUUCACGAUCAAUUUGUAAAUGAUUGAUUGUAAGUAAACAGAUAAAACCAUUUAAAACUGUUUACGCGUCACUUAUUAAUAGAAUCAUUAUUCUAAGUUUCUAAAGACUAAAGGUGGGACUGGUGACCAAGAGAACGAAGAAAAACACUAUGUUCUUUAAUAUUCCUUAAAUAUUUUACCAUUCAUGAGGAAUAAGUUUUCCUUUUCAUUUCUCUUCAUUUCUUUACUUGUAGAGAAUUAUAGAACAAAUCAAUUCCUCAUCAAGUUUGAUAAGGAACCAUCAUUCCGUAUCAUUUCUAAAAAUUUAUUCCUAUUCAUUCUUUUCAUAUCCGUUCCUAUUGUUCAUAUGAUGGUUACCAGUCACACCCUAACUUUGAAAACAGUGUUUUCCUAUGGAAAAGUUUGACAAAUUAGGAAAAAUAUAGCUUUGUUUAUAAAAAAGUGAAUUAACGAGAAAAAUUGAACAACUAAUGGCAUCUCCCAACCCAUUUCUAUUAUUCUCGUAAAAAUAGAAUUUAGAAUAAAAAUUUUCUAAUAGUAUUUUACUUUUCACUUUAUAAUAAUAUAAAAAUUUUUUUUACUCUAUAUAUAAAAUAAAUUGUUUAUUUUUUUGUUCAUGACUCUAUUUUUUACUUUAAAAUAGAAUAACAUUAGAAUAUAACUUAACUCUAUUAUAAAGUUACUUUAUUUCACUGUAAAAAAUAGAGUAAACAAUUGAAGAUAGUCUAAUAUUGUAAUAAAAUGGUUCUGUGAUGUGACAAUUUUAGGCGAAAGUGAACCAAUUUCUCCUGCACGUUUGUCCGUUCUUGAUGCAAUGUGAAACUGAAAACUAUAUUCUACCAUAUGUGUUAGAUAAAUAGUGUAUAAUAAUCCAUUCGUUCCAAUAGCAUAUUAAAAACAGGAUCGUUUUACUAACUGUGAAUAAUGAAUAAUAAAAGGAGGAACAUAUAUUAUCUGAGAAACAUUUUGAGAAUGCCAUGAAGACAUGUGUUCACCACAAUAUUUCUCACAAAAAAAACUCAUGUAUCGUAACCGCAAUGUUUUCAACAAAAAUACUGACACAUCGUCCCUAUAUGCAUUCUCACAUAACACAUUAAAUAAUUUUUUAAAAAAAUAUCCGAAGUUAUCUAAUGUGAUUUAAAUUAUAUAUGAUAAUAAAUAAUACUUAAUAAUAAUAAUUUGAUAACAAUUCUUUAUAUCCUAUAUCAUUUCUGUUUAAUGUUUUAAUACUAAAAUAAAUUAAACAAUCAUGCUAAUCAUAUAUUAAAAAUUCAUAUUUUUUGUAUUUGUUUUAUUUAAAAUUUUUAAAUAUGAUUAAAAAUUUAAAACUAUUAAAAUCUCACAUUAGAAAUUUUGUCAUCAGUAAUUUAAAUCUUUUAUUGUAAAAAUAUUUUAAUGAUCAUAAAACAUAUGAGUAGGAAACGUCAUUUGAUAGAUUUCAAAUUUAAAAUGUAUAUAUACUUAAUAUUGUUUAAAUUAAAUGAUCUAUUAUUUUAAUUUCAAAAUUUUAUAAAAAAUAUCAUACUUAAAUUGAAUUUUACAAUUAAUCAAAGAUAAAUACAAUUAAAUAGCCCUAAAAAGUUUGUCUCAAAUAUAGCUUCUAAGGAUCAAAAUAACCAAAAUAUUUUAUUAAAUAGGUAAAUAUACACUUCUACCCCUAGGAUCAACUAAUAUAGACCAUAGAGUUUAGAGGUGGGUUUAAAAUUUUAAAAGAAUUAAAAAUAAAUCUUUAAAUUUUAAUUUUUUUUAAAUAGUUUCAAAAAGCAUUUUUGAAUUUUGAAAACAAAAUUUGAAUUUUUUUUUUGAAAAAAUGUUUGAAAAAUAGAAAAAGUUCAAAUCUGAAAAUAUAUCAUUCGAAACUAUAUAUUUCUAAUUUGUUUUUAGUUUUUAUUUAUUUUUAUUAUUUAUAUAUAUAAAGCAAGGGGUAAAAGGUUUUUUACUCUUUAAUGAAAUCUAUUUUGGUGAUUUUUCUCCUUGAAGGCUCUUUUUGUGAAAAAAAAUAUUUUAAAAUGGUUUAUUUGGAAAAAUUUCCCUUAAUAAAAUCAUUAAUGUAUGUUUAAGAAAUAUUUCAUCCUGCGUAGAGCGCAUACUAUUAUCUAGUAAUAAAAUAUUUGUUCACGGAUUAUUAUCUAGUAAUAUAGUAUUUGUUGAAUGAGAAGAAAAAGAGGAAGAUGAAGAGAAGGACAAGAAGAAGAAUGAGAAAAUUAAGAAAGAAUAUGAGGAAAAGGAGAAAAAAGAGAAGAAAGAGAAGUAAAAUAUAAUAACAUACUAUACUGUUUUUGAUUAAAUAAAAUUUAUAAUAUAAUAUUGACAAUAUCUUAUAAAUGUAUUGUUUAUAUUGUUUGUUGUUAUAUUGUGUGUUGUUAUAUUGUUUGACAAUAUAGUAUUUGCUAUAUUGUUUGUUGGAGGAGAACAACAAAGAAAUAUGAGGGAAAUAUUUUUGGAACUGAUUAUUCUUAUUCGUAGAAUUUGUAUUAUACUAUAUGUAGAACACAUUAAACAUGUUUGAAAUUGAUUUCUACUAGUUUUAGAUUUAUAGUAAUGUGUGGAUUCUGAUUUUUACAGAUUUUAGAUUUAUAGUAAUGUAUAGAUUCCGGAUUCUACAGAUUUUAGAACGAUAGGUUAAGCGUGAAAUGUGUUUUCCAAAUAUUUUUAGAUUACUAUUAUUUACGUAGAUCACGUAUUCUAAACAUAUUAGAUUCAAUGAAAAAAGUGGUUACAUUUUGUACUGUGUAGAAUAUCAAAUCUUCUUUUUGUAGAACAAAAUAUGAAGUUAUAAUUUAAACAUUUUGAUAACUGUGAAAAAAUACCAAUGAAUUGAUAUAUGUAUUUCAUCGGUAGUUACUAUUUUUUGAUUUUUUUAUUUAUAAAACUAUUUAUUUGAUUUAUUUUGGAAAAUACUAAAGGGUAUUAGAGAAAAAGAUGUUACAAAAAAGAAAUUAGCCUAAUAGGACAUAGGGGGUGAUUCGUUGGGCUUUAUCUCACUACUUUUGCUUUAUUCAUUUUUAAAACACUUAAUUUUACCAAUCAUGUUGUAGCUUUAUUUUUGAAAGUUAAAGUCUACAACAUAUUUCUAUUAACUUAUACCAAUCAUGCUUUAGCUUACUUUUAAGGUUACAAAAAAAAACUAAAGCAAUUUUUUCUUAUGUAUUUUAGGCAAAAAACCUGCAUCUUCGUUUUAUGGGCUAUAUAAACUAUACAAUGAAAAAACUAUCUAUAAUAUCAAAUAAAUUAGAUAAUCAUAAUAAAAACAUCUAUAAAUAUUUUAAUUUAAAUCUGGGUGUUUUUAAAAUUAUCGAAUUUUUUCUAAAUAACAUAAAUAUUAUUUACAUAUCACAUUUUAAAUAACAAUAAACUUUUAUAAUUUAUAAAAAUCAUUAAUAUAAAUUAUUUUAGUUGAAAAUAAAUAAUUAUUUUAUAUAUACAUCACAUAUUUAAUUUUGAAUAUUUAUAGCUUACAGCUACAACAAAUUUGACUACAACUAUUACUCUACGUGUGUGGUGGGUUAAAUGGGUGUAUACGGUCCCGGAGUUGGAGGGUUGGUGACAGCAAUCUCCAACACUCUGUUCCGAACGACGGCACCGCCUGUUUUGUGGACUCCUCUUCGUGCUGUCGGUGAGGCGAUUUCGAACGGGCUAGCUGUUUCGUGGAUGCAUUUCUCGGUGAUGGUCUUGAUGAUUGGGUCUCUCGGAAGCUGUAGGUUAUCCCGUUGCUUCAAGGUUUGAGCCGCCUUUCUCUUUGGGAGCUCGCGGCAACCGGGGUCUCGCUCCUCUCAUUCCUUCUCUUGGGGCAUUAACGUUUUGCUAUCUCCAGUUCGCUUGAAGGACUUUAGUCUGUAUUCUUAGAAUAGGCUUGUUCAAGAUGCUCUGUUUAGUUUAUUUUCUGCAUUCUGUUUCUUGUUUCCUCUGUCCUUCUGUAAAAAAUGAAAAGCUUGGUAAUAUAAUUUUAACAUUUUACCAAAAAAAAAAAAAAUUUGACUACAACAAAUGUCUCUGCAAAAAAUCUACAGUAACAACUUUACAGCUACAACCAACUUACCUACAGCUAAAUUCUUACCGCCACAGUCGAACCUAUCAUCACCAUAGUUUCCCCCCCCCCCUCCCCCCCCAAAAAUAGCCUUUUAUAAAUUAUGAAAUUGUAUUAUUUUCGAUGUGAAAUGUUGUCUCCGCAUUUCCAUUCAUUUAAACCAAUAGAGAAUAUUGCAGAAAAGCACUAAAAAUCUGGAACUGGAUAAAGAUUAUUAUCUAUUGAUAAUUUGGCAUCCAUCAAAAUUUAGAAAUGAUAAAUUAUUCAAAGAAACAUAUAUGGAUUCACUAGAACUGAUCAGAUAUGCAGAAAAAAAUGCCAAAUUUAGUUGUCGCGAAUGCAACAGAAAACUAUAGUAGUGCAAACACCAGAUCAUAUUAUUGUUUCACAAGUUGUAUGCUUACAAAAUAUAUGUUUGGUGAAUGGCUCUUGAUCUUCUAUAUCGCAAUUUAAUGGUUGUUGAUGGAUUUGGAAAAACAUGUCUGGACAAAACUAACUUAUGAGUACAAAAAACUUGAGAAGAAUGGAGUUUUUUGCCAAAACUUUGGAUCGAACUGCAAAGAUUUGAUCGCCACAUAAAAGAACCGCAUGUCUUGCCAAAAUUUUCGACAAAGCUAAAAGAAAUAUCUAUUCUACAAAAAAAAAUUAAUCCAUGAUAUCUUACAUAUAUACCGCAAGAUCAAAAUACAGUUGUUAAUUCUUUAACUAGGACUGCAAAAUCUUUUCAUAUGAAACUUUGUUGUGUUGGUUGUUCUAUUUUGAUCUACUUUUUCAUACCUUAUUGUUUGAGUAAAAUAAUGGUCUUUCGAUAUCACAAGAAAAAACAAUUAGAGUAUUGUAUUAAGCCGAUACUCUUGCAAGAUUAUAUAUAGAAUAUAGUAUUAAUAUAAUUUUUUUUUGUGUUUAAGUUUAAAAUAAAAUAAAAACACUAUAACCAAUAAAUAUUAGCCACAGAGACGUAGAGACUCUAGACAAUUUUUUAAAGUAUUUUCUCAGAGAGAUGUCUCUCGUAAUUUCUUCCUCUCUCCCAAUAUAUACACUUAGUCCUUGCUGAGACAAUAUACCAAACUGAAAUAUAAUGAAGAUAGUAACCCGUUUGAUAAUAGCAGAUCAGGAUUGUGAAUCACUUAGCUUGGUUUCUUUCCUACUCUUUGUUUUGAUCACCGCCAUAGCUGUGGCGGGAGGUUCUCUGGACAGUGAUAGAGAAGUCUUAAUAGAGCUAAAAGUGUACCUCGAAUCUCACAACCCAACCAACGGAGGAAUGUACACGGCGUGGAAAACCAAGGAGCAAGAUGUUUGUCAAUGGCCAGGCAUCACAUGUACACCUCAGAGAAGUAGAGUCAUAGGGAUCCAUUUAAGCGAGUCCCUCAUCGCCGGUGGUCUAUUUGGGAAUUUCUCCGCUUUAACUCAGCUCACAUAUCUCGAUUUAUCGAGGAACACUAUCGAAGGUUCAAUACCAUAUGACCUGAGCCGUUGUCAAAAGCUAAAGCAUCUGAAUCUUUCUCAUAAUAUCAUUGAAGGAGAGCUGAACCUAACGGGGUUAUCAAAUCUUGAGGUUCUUGAUCUAUCAGUGAAUAGGAUUGCGGGCACUAUUCACUCUAGCUUCCCGUUGUUCUGCAACAGCUUGGUUGUUGCAAAUCUGUCGACAAACAAAUUAACGGGUAGAAUCGACAACAUCUUUAGUGGAUGCCGGUAUCUGAAGUACGUUGACUUCAGUACCAAUAGAUUCAGUGGAGAGAUAGGGGCUCGUUUGGGAAAGCUGGUGGAGUUUUCAGUUUCUGAAAAUGUUCUCUCCGGGAACAUCUCAGCUUCAGUGUUCAGGGGGAACUGCACUUUGCGAGUGUUGGAUUUGUCUGAGAAUGGUUUUGGUGGCGAAUUUCCAGGACAAGUUUCAGACUGUCAGGAUCUGAGUGAAUUGAAUCUGUGGGGAAACAACUUCACCGGGAGCAUACCAGCUGAGAUAGGCUCCAUAUCCUCUCUCAGAGGUUUGUACUUGGGGAACAAUAAAUUUUCUCGAGACAUACCGGAAACUCUCCUGAAGUUGAGCAACUUGGCGUUUCUUGAUUUGAGUAGAAAUGGUUUUGGAGGCGAUAUACAAAAAAUAUUCGGGAGGUUCACUCAAGUAAAGUAUCUAGUUCUGAAUGGAAACUCAUACGUUGGAGGAAUCUAUUCUUCCAAGAUUUUCAUGUUACAUAAUCUUUUCAGGCUAGAUCUUAGCUUCAACAACUUUUCUGGCACGUUGCCUGCUGAAAUUUCCCAGAUCAAGAGUUUAAAGUUCUUGAUUCUUGCUUACAAUAACUUCAGCGGUGGCAUACCACAUGAGUAUGGAAACAUGUUGGCGCUUCAAGUACUUGAUCUCUCCUUUAACAGGCUGACCGGUUCGAUACCAGCUUCAUUUGGAAAGUUGACAUCUCUUCUGUGGUUAAUGCUUGACAGUAACUCUCUCUCAGGAGAAAUCCCUCAAGAGAUUGGAAACUGCACGAGCCUUUUGUGGUUUAACGUGGCAAACAACAACCUCUCUGGCGGAUUUCAUCCUAAAUUGACUAAUAUGGGUAGCAAUCCUUUCCCAACCUUUGAAGUGAAUAGGCAGAGCAAUGACAGCAUAAUUAUUGCUGCAACUGGGGAAUGCAUGGAAUUGACGAGAUGGAUUCCUGUAAAGUUCCCUCCCUUCUUGUUUAUAUACGCAAUUCUUACGAAAAAGAAUUGUAGAAGCCUAUGGCGUCAUAUUCUUGAAGGGGAAGGUCUCUUUCCUGGCUGCGCUGCUGGUCUCAUGGCGCACACACUUGAAAUACCAGCAUAUCUUCAGCUCAGUGGGAAUAAGAUAUCAGGCGAGAUACCUGCAAGCAUCUCUCAGAUGAAGAGGUUGAGUAUGCUUCAUUUGGGUUUUAACGAGUUUGAAGGGAGACUGCCUCCAGAGAUAGGGAAGUUGCCUCUUUCUUUCCUCAACCUUACCCAUAAUAAAUUUUCAGGCCAGCUUCCCCAAGAAGUCGGAAAUCUCAAGUGCCUGCGGAAUCUUGAUCUGUCUUGGAACAAUUUCUCAGGAACCAUUCCCAAGAGCUUGAACGACUUGAAUGAGAUGAGUACAUUCAACAUCUCCUACAACCCUCUCAUUUCUGGUGUGAUACCUGUGUCGGGACAACUUUCAACGUUUGAGAAAGCAUCUUUUCUCGGAAAUCCGCUUCUGCAGUUUCCUACUUCUUUCGAUAGAUCAGGGAACAACACUAGCUCAGAGGAACCAGAUAAUGGGAGAAAAGGAGAAGAAGAAGAUGAUGAAGAUACUAUUGACAUGUCCGUCUUCUAUUGGAGUACAUCUUCAACUUAUGUGGCUGCACUGGUAGGCAUUGCUGCACUUAUGUACUUUGAUUGUCCUUUGCAUCGGGCAUGGUUCCGCCUCGUUAAUGCUUUCAUCGCCUCUGCGAAACGUAUGUUGUCUUAAAAAUCAUAUCAGCUCACCUUCUUGGAUUCCUCCACAUAGCAAAAAAAAGAUCAUGAGUUCAUAAGUAUAUGUAAUGAUUACAUAGAGGUAAGUAUGUUCAAGGAGAUUUAUCCUCCCUCAAAAUAUGAUCCAGCAUUAAUUAUCCAUCAAUUCUAUGUAUA
Brassica rapa (field mustard) is the source of this 9352-nucleotide messenger RNA. Its product is annotated as probable LRR receptor-like serine/threonine-protein kinase At1g74360. Gene Ontology annotation, molecular function: protein binding. The record is from RefSeq and is a predicted model, not a curated record. NCBI's taxonomy places the organism in Eukaryota, Viridiplantae, Streptophyta, Magnoliopsida, Brassicales, Brassicaceae.